Messenger RNA from Bicyclus anynana (squinting bush brown), 983 nucleotides. RefSeq names its product trypsin, alkaline B-like. Lineage: Eukaryota; Metazoa; Arthropoda; Insecta; Lepidoptera; Nymphalidae. The coding region runs from base 25 to 798 and encodes 257 amino acids. Gene Ontology annotation, biological process: proteolysis. The transcript has 4 exons. Gene Ontology annotation, molecular function: serine-type endopeptidase activity. The record is from RefSeq and is a predicted model, not a curated record.
CUAGCUGUGUACACGGCAAUCAAAAUGCUGAAGAUUUAUGUACUAGCACUGUUAAUGCUGGUUGGCAAUUUAAAUGCAUCACCAGUUCAAAGAAUUAUGGGCGGCGCGGCAACGUCCAUAGAAAUGUAUCCGUUCGCAACACCACUGCUCCGAACUAUGGAUUUUCGCACUUACGUUCAAACGUGUGCAGGAACCAUACUCACGAAAGCAGCAUUGCUUACUGCCGCUCAUUGCAUUUAUGGUGAGAAUCCAAACAGAUGGCGUUUCCGAGUAGGAUCUACAUUUGCAAGCAGUGAAGGUCUAGUUUACGACAUUUCUAAUUUCAUCCUACACUCCAAGUAUAACCUCCGGACGUACGAUAACGACGUUGCAAUAAUAAAGUCUCAUAGCACCAUCCUCCUUGGUGGCGGUGUGAUUGAAGUUGCGACGGUUGCCGGUGCUAAUUACAGAAUCGCUGAUAACCAGCCAGUUUGGGCUAUUGGAUGGGGAUCAACCUCUUUUGGUGGCCAGAAAUCUGAAUCGCUGCGUCACGUUCAAGUCUGGACUGUUAACCAAUACACUUGCAGGUUUCGUUACGCUGACUUGGGUCUGCGUGCUGUCACCGAUAACAUGCUUUGUGCCGGGUGGCUAGACGUGGGGGGCCGCGAUCAGUGCCAGGAUGACGCUGGCGGGCCCCUUCUUCACAAUGACAUCGUAGUAGGAAUAGUUUCUUGGGGUCACCGGUGUGGUCUGCCCCGCUACCCUGGCGUUUACACUCGCCUUUCUAGUUUCAAUGACUGGAUUGCACUCAAUUCCUAAAUAUUGUUAUGUUUAUUUCCGACACGACACUGUUAUAAAUAUAUAAUGUACCUAUUUAUUGUUUUAUCAAGUUUUUGAAAUAUGUAAAGAGUAAAUGUUUUUAUUAUAUAUAUCGUUUUGAAUUCAUCAUUAUUAGCCUAUUUUUUUGGCCCAUUACAGGGUUAGGCCUCCCUUCAUAUAGGGGA